CCUCAAUCCAAAUAACAUCAAUUUAAUAAUCCGAACAAUUUAAAUCCAAGCAUUGCUAGUCAUAAUUCUCGUUAAAUAGGGUCUCAAACCCCUAAACAGUAAACAGAUCCGAUUUCGGGAUUCCACAUUUCUCAACAGUUCUCGCAUACCGCUACUGCUGCUUUCAGUGGGCGGGUUCUCGGUUGCCACCUUCCAUCUUCCACUACCGGGAGACGAACAACAAUCCCAAAAAACAACGAUUCCCGGAUCUUAAUCCUAAAUCCAUAGCUCCUCCUCCUACUGAAACCAGCCAUGGCUUUCGAGAAGAUCAAGGUCACAAACCCCAUCGUCGAGAUGGACGGAGAUGAAAUGACUCGAAUUAUCUGGAAGUCAAUUAAGGAUAAGCUUAUUCUUCCCUUUGUGGAAUUGGACAUUAAGUACUUUGACCUUGGCCUUCCACAUCGUGAUGCAACUGAUGAUAAGGUUACAGUCGAGAGUGCCGAGGCUACUCUCAAGUAUAAUGUUGCAAUCAAGUGUGCAACUAUUACACCAGACGAAGAUCGAGUCAAGGAAUACAGUUUGAAAAGCAUGUGGAGGAGCCCAAAUGGGACAAUCAGGAACAUUUUGAAUGGUACUGUAUUCAGAGAACCAAUUAUAUGUAAAAACGUCCCUCGGCUAAUUCCAGGUUGGACUAAGCCUAUCUGCAUUGGUAGGCAUGCUUUUGGUGAUCAAUACAGAGCAACAGAUUCUGUUAUUAAGGGGCCUGGCAAACUCAAAUUGGUGUUUGUUCCAGAAGGCGAAGGUGAGAAUCAAGAUAUAGAAGUCUACAAUUUCACAGGUGCUGGUGGGGUAGCUUUGUCCAUGUACAACACUGAUGAGUCAAUCCGUGCAUUUGCUGAGGCUUCUAUGACCACUGCUUAUGAGAAGAAGUGGCCGCUUUAUCUUAGCACAAAAAACACAAUUCUCAAGAAGUAUGAUGGAAGAUUCAAGGACAUAUUCCAAGAAGUAUAUGAAGCCAGCUGGAAGACCAAGUAUGAGGCUGCGGGUAUAUGGUAUGAACAUCGGCUCAUUGAUGAUAUGGUAGCCUAUGCCCUUAAGAGUGAAGGGGGCUAUGUAUGGGCUUGCAAGAAUUAUGAUGGAGAUGUGCAGAGCGAUAUGUUAGCCCAAGGUUUUGGAUCUCUUGGAUUGAUGACUUCGGUACUGGUACGUCAACAUUCUUGAUCAGGUGUGCCCAGAUGGGAAGACUAUAGAGGCAGAGGCAGCACAUGGUACAGUCACUCGCCAUUACAGGGUUCACCAGAAAGGUGGUGAAACCAGCACAAACAGCAUUGCAUCCAUCUUUGCUUGGACAAGAGGACUUGCACACAGGGCAAAGUUGGACGACAAUGCUCAACUCUUGGAUUUCACCCAGAAGCUGGAGGCAGCAUGCAUCGGCGCAGUAGAGUCGGGCAAGAUGACCAAAGAUCUUGCACUGAUCAUUCAUGGAUCCAAGUUGAGCAGGGACACCUACCUUAACACGGAGGAGUUCAUCGAUGCUGUUGCUGCUGAGUUGAAGGCUAAGCUCUCUGCAUGAUCUUGAAUGCCAAUUGCAGGAGAUUUGCUUAAACAAAUAAAGGGUAUGGGAGAUCAGUUGGACUUGCGAUCUGGGUUAGGUUUUUUUCCAUUUGAGUUACUAAAGGUUGAAUGUCUUUUUAGCGUUAACAUACACAACCCACUGCUCAUUCUGUUGUUUUUCUUUCCUGCUUGGUGGAUGGAUUCAUCCAAUUUCAGAGGUUAAUGGGUAGUUCAUUUCGAUCAAAACUAUGCCAAAAGAUAUCGCGAACAAUGCAGUC
Messenger RNA from Linum tenue, 1811 nucleotides. The record is from the annotation of a GenBank genome assembly. Lineage: Eukaryota; Viridiplantae; Streptophyta; Magnoliopsida; Malpighiales; Linaceae.